UGAUACCCGAGGACUUUGUCUACACGAUACGAGCACAAGGCAACCACCCGUACGUGGUCCGCUGAAUGGAGGUAUCAGGGUGUGGCGCAGCUAUAUCUUUCCUGCGUUAUGGAGCAUCCAUAUGGUCACCCAGGCUUCCUGCCGCAAGUUGGCUGUACCGGAAUACUAGCUUUAGCAUCCCGCUCUUCUUUUACCCCGCGUUUGCUGUUCCCUCUUGUAAAUCCCCGGAGCAGCGCCUUCCCGACGCGUUCUUCUGGCAGGUGCGGCAUGUGCGCGUUGCGCUCGGGCGAUGAUAGAAGCUGCUGAUGCGUGGACGACCGCGCGCCGGCUGUUCGUCGCGAACGCGCCAGAUGAGGCGUCCACGCCUCGGGCAAUGUGCGCCACCGCCUGUGCAGGCUUCGAGGGGCGAACAGCGAUGCCAUCUAUGGCCUGAACGUCGGUUCUAAUUCGGGAGCUCCAUUGCUCGGAAACGGCGACGAAAAUAGACCGGGCGAGUGAAGCAUGGUCCACGGUUCUCGAGUAUGAACGACGGUCGCGGAUUGCCUGAACGUACAGCGGGGCGCCUGUGCGCCGGAGUUUAGGACACUCCUCGUGUGCGAAAGCGCGUUCACCAUGCGCGGUACAAAAGCCAGGCGUUCGCGACGAGGGACCGACAGGAUCCCAGUCCUCUCUGCAGCUAGCUCAGUUCUCCAAGGCCUCAGCCAGUUGAUCACCCUCCGCUUUCGCCAUGUUCUGCAAAGCCACCCUGUUCACCCUCGCUUUGGCGUUCGCUGCCUCCGCCUCGCCCGUCGAGCGCGACACCGGCGUCCGCGUUGCUUUGCCUAAGCGCAGCGCCCUCACCAAGGCCGACGGCACCUUCGACCACGCGAAGGCCGUCGCUGCCUCUGCGCGGACUCUCAACAAGCACCGUCAGAACCUGAUCAACCUGCAACGCAACACUGGUAGCCUGCCCAAGGGUGCCUCCAUCAAGGAGCUCAAGGAGGUCCCUACCGUCGAGAAGCGCCAGAAGGAGAGCCUCACCGACGAGGACUCCGAUGAGGAGUGGGCUGGCACGAUCUCUAUCGGCUCCCCCGCUCAGAAGUUCCUCAUCGACUUCGACACCGGCUCGUCUGACCUUUGGGUCCCCUCGUCGUCCUGCUCUAGCUCGACUUGCUCGUCCAAGAGCAAGUACACCGCGUCCAAGUCGUCCACGGGCUCGAAGAAGAGUGGUACCUUCGAAAUCGAGUAUGGCGAUGGCUCGACCGUUUCCGGCCCCGUCUACACCGAGGACGUCACCGUCGGUGGUGUCAGCGUGACGGGCCAGUACUUCUCCCCGGUCACCACCCUCUCUUCCAGCUUCAAGGAUGACCCCAUCGACGGUCUGCUCGGCAUGGCCUGGCCCCUGAUCUCCAACCUCGGCAAGAACCCGUUCUUCAACACCGCGGACUCGGCCGGCGCCGUCUCGUCCAACGUCUUCGGCAUGAAGCUCGCCUCGUCCGGCUCGGAGCUCUACCUCGGCGGCACCGACAGCUCGCUCUACUCGGGCUCGAUCGAGUACCACUCCAUCGACACCUCCACCGGUUUCUGGCAGGCGACCGGCGCGAGCGUCAAGGUCGGCUCGAAGACGGUCGAGAGCGACUUUGACACCAUCAUCGACUCGGGCACGACCAUCAUGUACGGCCCGCCCUCGGCCGUCAAGGCCGUGUACGCCGCCGUCUCCGGCUCCGCCGUGUACGACUCCUCGGAGGGAUACUACUCCUACCCCUGCGACUCGCCCCCGACCAUCUCCUUCAACUGGGGCGGCAAAGACUGGGAGAUCUCCUCGGAAAACCUCAGCCUGGGUGAGACCGAGACCGGCUCGGGCAAGUGCGUCGGCGCGCUCGCCGGCCAGGACCUCGGCCUCGGCGACGACGUCUGGCUCCUCGGCGACAGCUUCAUGAAGAACGUCUACACCGCGUUCUCCUUCUCCAAGAGCUCCGUCGGCUUUGCGGAACUCGCUUGAUGCGAUCGUCUGAGCUUGCGGUCAUCAAAACGGCACUUUAUAAGUUAUCGCACGCGCAAUACCCCAGACUUGUCUUGUAGCAUCACGUCCCUGGAAAUGUAUUUCUUCACGCUUUGCACGAAUCAAAAC
Messenger RNA from Punctularia strigosozonata HHB-11173 SS5, 2110 nucleotides. RefSeq names its product aspartic protease. Gene Ontology annotation, molecular function: aspartic-type endopeptidase activity. The record is from RefSeq and is a predicted model, not a curated record. Gene Ontology annotation, biological process: proteolysis. The transcript is spliced from 5 exons. Lineage: Eukaryota; Fungi; Basidiomycota; Agaricomycetes; Corticiales; Punctulariaceae. The coding region runs from base 728 to 1981 and encodes 417 amino acids.